GGAAGGUUUGAAGCCUAGAAUAGGAGGGGCGUCGACAGCAGAAAAAGCAGAAAGUGUAGCACACGGAGCUCAUUUACUGUCAGAGAGUGGCAAGGGAAACUUUUAGCCAGGAUAAAGAAGAAACACAGUAACUGAAUGGCAAAAUGCUUCCUGAAGAAGAAAGGAUCUAGACAGUGGAUCAUAUACUCUGUUACUGUCUAAGAAAAAUGUCGCGGCCAGCAAACCGAAGACCAGAAAACCCCAAAAUUGACUGGCAUUUGCCCGCCAUUUCAUCCUCUGCAUCAGCACAUCACAUGAGCAGAGAGCUUUUUGUGCUCACCUAUGGUGCUUUGGUAGCCCAGCUGUGUAAGGAUUACGAAAAGGAUGAAGAUGUGAACAAAUAUUUAGACCGCAUGGGAUACAGCAUUGGCAUAAGGCUGGUUGAAGACUUUUUGGCUCGCUCUGCUGUGAAGAAGUGCAGGAGUUAUUCAGAAACUGCAGACAUUAUUGCACAGGUUGCUUUUAAGAUGUAUCUCGGUGUUACCGCCACUGUGACUUGCAGCAACGCAAUGGGAAAUGAGUUCUCCCUGAUUCUGGGCAAGAAUCCCUUAGUGGACUUUGUGGAAGAGCUGCCAGCAGGGCGAUCUUCACUUUGCUAUUGCAACCUCCUGUGUGGUGCCAUUAGAGGUGCUCUGGAAAUGUUACACCUAGCUGCUGAAGUCACGUUCAUUCAAGAUGCUUUGAAAGGAGAUGAGGUCACGGAAAUUGGAAUUACAUUCUUAAGGAAGAUUGAAACCAAGAAACACAAAAGAAAUAAGUGAAACCAGUAACUUAAGUAGCUAUGUAUGAAUAGCUAAUAUUUUCACCCUUUGUACCUCCAUAGAUAAAGAAUUUUCCCAACCCAGAAAGGGUGAUCCACACAGGACCAGGCUGUGGAGAGUUCUCCUUCUGGAUCACACCCUGCAUGUUCAAUGAUUUGUUAUAAGGAGCAGGAACUCCACAUCCACCACCCAAAAGGGAUCUGAAUGGUGCUUGCUCCCUGCUAGAUCAGCAGCAGUUGGGUCCAGUUGGCCAAGGGAGUUCCUGCUCCCUCAAGAACACCCCUGCAUGUAUAUGUCAUGUGAUAUGGGGCUCUGUUCCACAUGCUUCAAUCAGCUAAAGUUAAGCAGAUGGAGAAGGUGGAAUAGGGCUUUAUUAGGGGUGGCAUCCUCACUGUAGAACUUCCUGCCUAAGAAAGCUCUUUCUUAAUGUUUAGAAAGCUGGACAAGACAUUUUUGUUUUGAAAGGCCUCUGAAGGUGUUGGCUAACUAGUGAUCUGUCUCUGCUGAUGCUAGGAAUUCUGGGUUCUCCAAUUGCUUAUUUAUUUA
This is a messenger RNA of Elgaria multicarinata webbii, 1346 nucleotides long. RefSeq names its product trafficking protein particle complex subunit 3L (gene TRAPPC3L). Gene Ontology annotation, cellular component: TRAPP complex; cis-Golgi network membrane; cytosol. The record is from RefSeq and is a predicted model, not a curated record. The transcript has 6 exons. NCBI's taxonomy places the organism in Eukaryota, Metazoa, Chordata, Lepidosauria, Squamata, Anguidae. Gene Ontology annotation, biological process: intra-Golgi vesicle-mediated transport; endoplasmic reticulum to Golgi vesicle-mediated transport. Bases 207 to 800 code for a protein of 197 amino acids.